AUGAGCUCCUACCAGCAGAAGCAGCCCUUUGUCCCACCCCCUCAACUGCAGGAGCAGCAAGUGAAGCAGCCCUGCCAGCCUCCCCCCAAAGGAGAGCCGUGCCACCCAAAUGUCCCUCAGCCUGGGAACACCAAGACUCCAGAGCCAGGCUGCACCGUGGUCCCUCAACCAGGGUGCUACACCAAGGUCCCUGAGCCAGGCUGCACCGUGGCUCCUCAGCCAGGCUGCACCGUGGCCCCUCAGCCAGGCUGCACCAUCGCUCCUCAGCCAGGCUGCACUGUGGCUCCACAGCCAGGCCACACCGUGGUCCCUGAGCCUUUCCCCUCAAAAGUGGCUCCAGGCCCAGCUCAGCAGAAGACCAAGCAGAAGUGA
Messenger RNA from Urocitellus parryii (Arctic ground squirrel), 372 nucleotides. The record is from RefSeq and is a predicted model, not a curated record. NCBI's taxonomy places the organism in Eukaryota, Metazoa, Chordata, Mammalia, Rodentia, Sciuridae.